This is a messenger RNA of Hippoglossus stenolepis (Pacific halibut), 1630 nucleotides long. It is a transcript of the gene eif6, whose product is annotated as eukaryotic translation initiation factor 6. Gene Ontology annotation, molecular function: ribosomal large subunit binding. NCBI's taxonomy places the organism in Eukaryota, Metazoa, Chordata, Actinopteri, Pleuronectiformes, Pleuronectidae. Gene Ontology annotation, biological process: maturation of LSU-rRNA; assembly of large subunit precursor of preribosome; cytosolic ribosome assembly. Gene Ontology annotation, cellular component: nucleolus; preribosome, large subunit precursor; cytosol. The record is from RefSeq and is a predicted model, not a curated record. The coding region runs from base 174 to 914 and encodes 246 amino acids. The transcript has 7 exons.
CCUUACGUCAGCCGGAAGCGGAAGUGCACACGUGCGGUAUCAGGGAGACACCACGCUCUUGAGGCCGCGAAACUUUCUCCGGUGAGUUCUCGUGUUUCCCCCGAAGCUCCGGAGCCUUCGGACCCGUUCCACUUCGGACUUCUCCCGCGUCACAGUGAAGCCUCGUGUUCGUCAUGGCCGUCAGAGCUUCGUUCGAGAAGAACAAUGAGAUCGGCUGCUUCGCCAAACUCACCAACACCUACUGCCUGGUGGCGAUAGGAGGCUCCGAGAACUUCUACAGUGUGUUUGAAGGAGAGCUGUCAGAAACCAUCCCGGUGGUUCACGCCUCCAUCGCAGGUUGUCGCAUCAUCGGGAGAAUGUGUGUGGGGAACCGUCACGGUCUUUUGGUGCCGAGCAACACGACGGACCAGGAGCUGCAGCACAUCAGAAACAGUUUGCCGGAAGCCGUGAAGAUCCAGAGAGUCGAGGAGCGGCUGUCCGCCCUCGGUAACGUCAUCGCCUGCAACGACUACGUAGCGCUGGUCCACCCCGACCUCGACAGGGAGACGGAGGAGAUCCUCGCCGACACCCUGAAGGUGGAGGUUUUCCGUCAGACGGUAGCCGAGCAGGUCCUGGUCGGCUCCUACUGUGCCUUCAGUAACCAGGGAGGCCUGGUCCACCCCAAGACGACGAUAGAAGAUCAGGACGAGCUGUCAUCUCUGCUCCAAGUUCCCCUGGUGGCCGGCACGGUGAACCGGGGCAGCGAGGUGAUCGCCGCGGGGAUGGUGGUCAACGACUGGUGCGCGUUCUGCGGCCUGGACACCACCAGCACAGAGCUGUCCGUCAUCGAGAGCGUGUUCCGACUCAGCGACUCGGCACAACCCUCCGCCAUCGCCACCAGCAUGAGGGACUCGCUCAUCGACAGCAUGGCCUAAGCCAUCUGUCGCCGUUUCCUGCCGUGGAGGAGCUGUGCUGCGAUUGGCCUGGUCUCGCGUCCGACGCGUCCGCCUGCUGGACUCGUUCAGACGUCCCAGCGUCCCCUGCAGCUGUAUGACAUCAUUUUCAAUCUUCACUGAGACCGUCGUCGUUUAAAAAAAAAAAAAAUCAUCUUUCUGCAACGAAAUCACCCGAGUAAAAUAAGUUUAAAGGGAAGUCGGCCGCACUCGCUCAUCAGCGGUGGUCGUUUUCCUCAGAGGCGGCCGUGAGGAAACCUUUCCACACGUUGAGGAAUCAGAUCUCAGCCUCUGUGUCUACGACGUGAAUAUUUUUAACCAGGUUGAAAUGACUCCAGAAGUGAUGAAGGCUCAAAUAAAAUCUAAUAAAUUGUCUGUGGUGAAAUGUGUCGGGAGCAGAGUCCGUUUCCUCCACAGAAUCACAACUGCUUCAGUUGGUGCAGCGAGGGCGCCCCCUGCUGGCUCGUGCCUGUUGUCACUGUUGUUGCUUUUGUUUUUCGUUUCCUCGCCCUCCACACACAAGCGACACGCGCUCCUUAAAACUGUCAUCAACGUUUCCUGUCGCUUCUCUCGAUGAAACUGUAAGAAUAUAAACUAAAGACGUGAAUUAAAGACGUUAUUAACCGAGUGAAUAAUAAGCUUCCUCACAAAAUGUCUCAUCUGUCUUUGUCAAAUAAAAUAAAAUCACCUUCUUUUAA